UUUGUCAUUCGCAUCAGUUCAACCGCGCACACGGCAGCACGUACGCAGAGAGACAGAGAAGCUCAAGUGCUUGGUUUUCUGGCAUAAGCGAAAGGAUGAAGAAGGAGGACAUGGUGAAGCUGAUCAGCUCCGAGGGCUUCGAGUUCGUGAUCGACAAGGACGCCGCAAUGGUUUCCCAGACCAUCUACAACAUGCUCACCUCCCCAGGGAGCUUCUCGGAAACGCAGCAUGGAGAGGUGACUUUCCCUGAGAUCAGCACAACCAUUUUAGAGAAGAUCUGCAAGUAUUUCUAUUGGCAUCUUCAAUUCGCCAGCGGAAAGGAGACUGAGUUUCACAUUGAACCUGAAUUGACUCUGGAGCUGUUGAUGGCUGCCAAUUAUCUUCAUACUUGAAUGAUCACCUCUUUGCCUUUUGGGUGGCAAAUCCUGCUUAACGUUUGAUAUGAUCCAAUAAGGAAGCUCAAGGAAGACAUUAUUGCCCAAGAAGGUUUAAAAACUAUAUUGAAUUGUGUAUGUGGCAUGUAGCGGGACUCGCUCUUCACUGCAAUGUACUAAUGUAGUAUAAAAGAUUUAAGUGAUAUGUGAUUGUUACACUUAGAAACAGCUGUAGAAAAAUUCAGUCAAGUGCUAAUUGGAUGAUGUAAAGUUGCUAUUGUAGACUAACUAACUAGAAUGGCAUGUCUUAAUAAGCAAGACAUGGUUAAAUGAUAUGGUUUUUGUGAA
Corylus avellana is the source of this 722-nucleotide messenger RNA. RefSeq names its product BTB/POZ domain-containing protein. Lineage: Eukaryota; Viridiplantae; Streptophyta; Magnoliopsida; Fagales; Betulaceae. The record is from RefSeq and is a predicted model, not a curated record. Gene Ontology annotation, biological process: ubiquitin-dependent protein catabolic process.